CAGUAUCUAUUGUCGGUUGCUUCCUUGGUGACAAACCAAACAGGUUUGGUUGAAAACAGUAUUUUAAUACAAACAUCGAUGAAAUCUUGAAUAUUACAAAACAAAGAUCUAAGAAUUCAAACAUGGCACUGCCAUUUCUACCGGGAAAUUCAUUCAGAGGCGAACUGGGUAAGAACAAGUUUCACAAGUCCCACCAUUUUGAUGUAAGCAAUGAUGUGUCGAUGCUAGUUGGAGAACAGAAGCCAGGGAUUGGUGGUGAACCUUUACGGGGACAAAAGUUAAAACCAAGAAACAGUAACUAUCCUCGGGGAGAGGGAUCUAAUUUACCUGCAUGGGUUGCAUUUGAUCGUCAAGUUCUGUGCUUCGAUGCAUAUUUCCAAGAGGCAGUUCAUGAAAAGAGGGAGGAACAGUACAGAGUUAGAAACUGUAAAAUAUAUUUCUAUCUAGAAGAUGACUCCUUACAAGUGAUUGAGCCAAGGGCAAAAAACAGUGGUGUACCACAAGGAACACUAAUUCGUAGACACAGAAUCCCCAAACCUCCACCACAUGAUGAUGAGUACUACACAGUUGAGGACUUAAACCUAAACAAAGAAAUCAAUCUUUAUUCUAAAGUUUUCAAAAUCACAGACUGUGAUGACUUUACACGCAAUUUCUUGCGUAAACUCGGCGUUCGCAUGCCAGAAAAAGUUGGCGCCCCAUCUGAUCCUUAUUCCAACUAUAGAAAAGCUAUGGAUGAAUCCAUGCAGCCACUCAGACCAUAUGAAAAGCAUGACACUUUGAAACAGUUCUUGGACCAUGAUCGUCAUGUGCUACGUUUCUAUUGUUACUGGGAUGAUACUGAGUCAAUGUUUGGUGACCCGAGAGAAAUGGUGCUUCAUUAUUUCUUAGCUGAUGAUACAAUUGAAAUUAGAGAAGUCAUUCCACCAAACUCUGGGAGAGAUGCUGCACCUAUGUUCUUGCGUCGUGGAAAACUGCCAAAGAAUGUUGAGUCAUUGAAACAGCCUGGUAAAGUCACUGAUAGGACUGUACUCAAUGUUUUUGGUCCAACUGGACAUGGAGGCCGAUACAUUCUUGACAGUCUUAAGACUGGAGCUAGUCCUACCGAAUUUUAUUGUGACAGUGAUCUUACACUGGGUGCCGUUAUCAAUGUGUGGGGUAGGAAAAUGUUAGUGGUAGACUGUGACGAUUUUACAAAGGAAUACUACAGAACCAAAUAUGGUCUUGAGGACUUUGCUAGGAUACAGUAUAAACAAGAUGCAUAUGGAGGUAUACCUAAAGAAUGGCCACCAUACAAUGGCUGGGGUAGUGAGGAAGAUUCUCUCUGCUCGUGCAUGGGUCUUCUACCAAAACCACCCAAGAGAGACUUUAUUAAGUUUAUGGAGAAAGAUAGACGUGGUCUUGACAGUAACGUAUUACGAUUCCUGGCCCGUAUGGAUACAACUAAACCCAUUGAUAUGGACCGUAGAUUUAUCAUCUCCUACUUCCUGUCAGAUGACACAAUCCUUGUGUUUGAACCACCCGUCAGGAACUCUGGUAUUAUUGGAGGUAAAUUUUUGGAAAGGAGUCGUAUCAAGAAGCCUAACCAGCCACUGUACAGUACGAAGAUGUCCGAAUACUACCUGUCUAAUGAUCUGUAUGUUGGUGCCCACGUGGACUUCAACAGUCAUAGAUUCAUUCUUAUAGAUGCUGAUGAAUAUGCAUUUAGAUACAUGGAGAACGAGGCAUUUGAUUUCCCAAAAGCCAAUGUUGACGCUAUUGUAUCCAAGAUCAGACAAGCUGUUGGGUCAAAGCCAGACGAGGUGAGGUCAUUCUUCAUGCGUAACGAUCCAUCAGGGGCCGGAAUCAUACAGUAUGAGCAGCUUGGUGCCUUAUUAAGACAGAUUGAACCAUCUAUAUCCGACCACGAGAUUAUGUCACUGGCUAGAAUGUACAGUGAAAGAUCUGGAGAAGAUGCUAUGGAUACCAGGAAACUAUUGGCCAUUGCUCAAGAACAAUUGAGAAAGAGGAACUAUGAAGGAUUUGCUAAAUUGAUAGAAUCAUUCCAACAGGCUGAUAAAGACAAGUCAGGAUGUAUUGAUGGGGAGAUGGUUAGAAAUGUAUUCCAGGCCCACCAUGUACCACUGCCCGAUGAUUUAUUAAGAGCUGUAAUGUCACUGGUGAUGAAUGAAUCAGGUCAAGUUUCAUACACAGAUCUAGUACAACAGUUGAACUGGCGUGACAGCCCCAUAGCCCCCAUGCAAUACCAGCCAAUAUCGAGUGACGACUCAUGGGCCGGUAACAAAGCUGGCUCCCAAGUCACCAAAAUCGCAUAUCAACCACUUCUAGAUGCUAUCUUUGGAAAACAAACAAAUAACUGAUGAUGAAUCUGUGAUAGACGUUUUUUUUAAAAGACAUACAUUAUAAUAUGUGAAAUGUGAAUGAAAUAAAAGAAAGAGUUAUUUAUUUCUGAGUAAAACAUUCUAUAUUGUUAUCUAUGGAUUAUUUACAAACAUAAAAUUGUUGCAUAAUGAUAUUCAAGACUAACUUCUGUCCCGACAUUAAUGAAGACAGAAUAUAUAAACAUAAGCUGUUCAAUACUGAUAAUAUAUGCUUUGACAGGUUUAAUAUAUCUAUUAACUGAAUUAAUUUUUUAGAAAACAAAAAAUGAAAGUUCCAGACCAAAACUGUAGAUUAUGGUAUGACACAAAGGAACCAGUUUUGGAUUGUAUUUAGUGUUUAUCUUCGUUAACUUUAAAUGAUUUAUCCCGAUUCCAAAAUGGAUAUGUAUUAUUUACAAUAACCGAGGUUUUACUAUAAGUUACACAGUAUUAUCAAAGUAUUGAAUUACAUAUAUUUACCUUGGAUAAGACAUCUCUAUGAGUAUUGUUAUUUUAACACAGUACUCCUUAUUAAAUGAUAUACAUUUGCUUUAAGCAAUUCAGAACAACUAUGCUAAGAUAAAAGUAUUAACUACCAUUAAAGUAUAAACUAAUUCCCCGCAUAUUUAUUACACAGUAUUUUUUCUCCGAUUAUUUCCUGGACAGGUCAGUGAUCGAGGAGUUGUUUUUAAUGUUUGCUCGAGUCUGUGAUAACUUUUUAUGGAAACAUUUUACUUUUUGUUUUACUAAAUUGUUGUGAUGAUUCAAGUUAAAGAUUUAAAAAUUCUUUUUUUUUUAGAUUUGCACACAAUUAUAACUUAGAAAAAAAGGUUUUGGCUUUACUUAUGAGUGAACAAAUCCCAAUAUUUAUACAAUACAUAAAUGUUGCGAUCUAUGUGAUUAAAUUGGUUUUGAAUGAUUUGUUCUAAAUGUCCGAAUACAAUAGUUCAUUUUACAGCUAGAAGAGAAAAAAAUCAUGUUUUGCCUCAGAAUUUUAAAAAAAAAACAAUGCUAUAUUUCCAAAACACAUUUCUGAAAAUAUUCACAAAUAGUAUUUAUGAAUUUUUAUUGUUUUAUAAUAUUUUACAAGAGAAAUGUACAAUUUGUCGUUUUACAUGUAUGAAAUGUGCUUAAAUGCAUAAAAGAUAAAAAUAAAAUAUUAUUGCUAUUAAA
Molecule: messenger RNA, 3530 nt
Organism: Ruditapes philippinarum (Manila clam)
Lineage: Eukaryota; Metazoa; Mollusca; Bivalvia; Venerida; Veneridae
Product: EF-hand domain-containing family member C2-like
Exons: 13
Coding region: 123-2357 (744 amino acids)
Biological process (GO): regulation of neuron projection development
Cellular component (GO): microtubule
Molecular function (GO): calcium ion binding
Source: RefSeq, a predicted model, not a curated record